GCCGCCGACAAUUCACAACAAUGGCCUCUUUAACCUCCGAUUUCCUCAAUUACAUUGUUUUCCUGUAUCUCCAUGAAUCAGGAUUCUCACAUUCAACAUUUGCUUUUGGAUACGAGGUAGGGAUCAAUAAGAGCACAAUGGAUGGAAAUCUAGUUCCUCCUGGUGCUCUUGUUAAAUUUGUGCAAAAGUGUAUUCAGUAUCUUGAACUGGAAACAAGUUGGAGCAAUGAUAAUACCAAUAUGGACAAAGACUUCCAGCUUCUGCAACCUUUGCAUCUCAUUACGAAGAAUGUAUAUGAGCUGCAAAAUAUAAAAAAAGAGAAAACGGAAAAGCUUCAGAAAGAUAAACAUAGGCGGAAGGAUAAAGCGAAUGCUGACCGACAAUUCACAGCAAUGGCCUGUUUAACCCCCGACUUCCUCAAUUACAUUGUUUUCCGGUACCUCCAUGAAUCAGGAUUCUCACAUUCAACAUUUGCUUUUGGAUACGAGGCAGGGAUCAAUAAGAGCACAAUAGAUGGAAAUCUAGUUCCUCAUGGUGCUCUUGUUAAAUUUGUGCAAAAGGGUAUGGAUAUCAGCACAGUCUCAACCUCUUUGCCGUGUGAAAUUCCUAGUAGUGAUGUAAUGGUUUUGGAAGGACAUACAUCUGAGGUUUUUGUCUGUGCUUGGAGUCCAGAAGGGUCACUUCUUGCAUCUGGGUCUGGAGACUCUACUGCUAGAAUUUGGACUAUUGGAGAUGGUCCAUGUUAUUCUACUGUCCAAAGGAGGCCUCCAAAUGUUUUGGUUUUGAAGCAUUUGGAAAGUCAAGCAACUGAGAAAAACAUGGAUGUUACAUCACUUGAUUGGAAUAGAGAGGGUACCCUGCUUGCGACAGGGUCUUAUGAUGGCCAAGCCAGAAUCUGGAACCGAUCUGGGGAAUUGGUUAGUACUCUUAAAAAACAUAAAGGGCCAAUCAUGUCUUUGAAGUGGAACAAAAAAGGUGAUUAUCUCCUUAGCGGUAGUAUUGAUACAACUGCCGUUGUUUGGAAUGUGAAAUCUGGAGAAUUGAAGCAGCAAUUUGAUUUUCAUUCAGGCCCAUUGAUUGAUGUUGCUUGGCAAAACAAUGAUUCUUUCGCGAGCAGCUCCGCUGACAACAUGAUUUACGUUUGUAAAAUUGGGGAGAAUAAUCCAGUCAAAACAUUCUCAGGACAUCAGAAUGAAAUCAAUGCUAUCAAGUGGGACCCCUCAGGUUUCUUGCUGGCUUCAUGCUCUGAUGAUACCACAGCUAAGAUAUGGAGCGUGACACAGGAUAUCUGCUUGCAUGAUUUCAGAGAACAUUGCAAAGAGAUAUAUACCAUCAAAUGGAGUCCAACUGGCGCUGGUACAAGCAAUCCGAAUAAACAGUUGUUGCUGGCAAGUGCUUCAUUCGACUCUACCGUCAAGCUAUGGGAUGUUGAACUAGGGUGUCUUCUUCACAGCUUGAACGGUCACAGGAAACCUGUUUACUCUAUUGCAUUUAGUCCGAACGGUGAGUACUUGGCAAGUGGGUCAUGGGAUAAAUGCAUGAAUAUAUGGUCAGUGAAGGAGGCCAAGAUUGUAAAAACUUUCAAUGGCGAUGGCGGUAUUUUUGAAGUGUGUUGGAACAAGGAAGGCAACAAGGUUGCAGCUUCUUUUGCAAACAAGAAGGUUUGUGUGUUUGAUAUUCGACUGUAGAGGUUGAUGAAUAGAUGUAAAGGACUUGGAAAUACAGAGGCGGGAAUUUCACAAUUCAGGAAACUCUACCUUACUUUGUAGAAAUGCAGAUUGUAGAUAUGCUUUUUUUGAUUUCUCAUCUGGUGUCCGGUUACCCACACUGGGGCCGACUAAAUCAUUAUGGCAUUGAUCUAAACUUAAGGC
Molecule: messenger RNA, 1871 nt
Organism: Solanum dulcamara
Lineage: Eukaryota; Viridiplantae; Streptophyta; Magnoliopsida; Solanales; Solanaceae
Product: WD40 repeat-containing protein HOS15-like
Exons: 14
Coding region: 21-1688 (555 amino acids)
Biological process (GO): regulation of transcription by RNA polymerase II
Cellular component (GO): histone deacetylase complex
Molecular function (GO): protein binding; transcription corepressor activity
Source: RefSeq, a predicted model, not a curated record